Molecule: messenger RNA, 409 nt
Organism: Epinephelus lanceolatus (giant grouper)
Lineage: Eukaryota; Metazoa; Chordata; Actinopteri; Perciformes; Serranidae
Source: RefSeq, a predicted model, not a curated record
GCAAGCCCCUCCUCCUCCAGUCUUAGCUCCACCCACUCUGCACCCUCUCAGAUGAUAAACUCAGCACCCUCCACUAUCAGAGUCGGCUCUCCUUCUCUGCCGGACAAAUACAGACACAACAGAGAGAUGCUGAUGCUGCUGCCGCCACACAGAGAGAGGCCAAGCAGCGCCAUGUACACCAACAUCACUGAGAACGGACAGCCCACAAACUUCCAGCGAGCGUUAUUCCAUCAGGUGAUUGGUCCCUGUAAACCCUGCAGCGACCCGAACCUCUCUGUGGCUGAGAAAGUCCUCACCACUCCCAGCAGUUGGAGUUUGGACAGCGGUACAAGAGAAGCCCUUCCCUUCCUCUCCGCUCAUGUUGGCAGUGUCAUGGCGCCUCCGGUUCCUCCACGAAACCUUCCUCAUG